Molecule: messenger RNA, 4124 nt
Organism: Etheostoma spectabile (orangethroat darter)
Lineage: Eukaryota; Metazoa; Chordata; Actinopteri; Perciformes; Percidae
Gene: stat1a
Product: signal transducer and activator of transcription 1a
Exons: 25
Coding region: 134-2434 (766 amino acids)
Biological process (GO): regulation of DNA-templated transcription; signal transduction
Molecular function (GO): DNA-binding transcription factor activity; DNA binding
Source: RefSeq, a predicted model, not a curated record
UCCGUACGUUACACACUAGCAGAAACGGAGAGCAGCUUGUCACGUUCCGUUCACACACACUCACAAAACCCUUUUCGGGAAUAAAGUUUUAUUUUUGCAACAUAUUGUACACGGUUCUUCAAAGUAAAAGACGAUGGCGCAGUGGUGCCAGCUCCAGAUGCUGGACUGCAAGUACCUGGAGCAGGUGGACCAGCUGUACGACGACUCGUUCCCCAUGGACAUCCGCCAGUACCUGAGCAAGUGGAUCGAGAGCAUCGACUGGGACACGGUGGCGAUUCAGGACUCUCUCGCCACCAUUCGCUUCCACGACCUCCUGGCUCAGCUGGACGACCAACACAGCCGCUUCGCCCUGGAGAACAACUUCCUGCUGCAGCACAACAUCCGCAAGAUCAAGAGGAACCUGCAGGAUCGCUUCCAGGAAGAUCCAGUCCACAUGGCCAUGAUCAUCUCCAGGAACCUGAAGGAGGAGCAGAAGAUCCUGGAAGGCGCGAAGAGCACCGAGCAGGAGGGGGAGGGGACGGUGUCGGCCAUGGUGGUGGAGAAACAGAAGCUGGACAACAAAGUGAAGGAAAUGAAAGACAGAGUCCAGGUGGCGGAUCAAAACAUUAAGAAACUUGAAGAUCUGCAGGACGAGUAUGACUUUAAAAUCAACACACUGAAGAACAGAGAGAACGAAAUGAAUAGCAUGACGCCAAAGGAGCUGGAGAAAGAGAAGAUGACGGUUGGGAGGAUGUGCUUCGAACUGAAAGCCAAACGACAGGACGUGGUGACCCAGCUGGCCGACCUCCUGAACGUCACUCAGGCUUUACUGUCAGACCUGAUCUCUGAAGAACUGCCGGAGUGGAAGCAGCGGCAGCAGAUCGCCUGCAUCGGAGGCCCGCCCAACGCCUGCGUGGACCAGCUGCAGAACUGGUUCACGGCCGUAGCAGAGAGUCUCCAGCAGGUCCGUCAGCACCUGAAGAAGCUGCAGGAGUUGGAGCAGAAGUUCACCUACGACAACGACCCCAUCACGCAGAAAAAAGCUUACCUGGAGGCCCGAGCCCUGGACCUCCUCAAGAACCUGCUCUCCAACUCUCUGGUUGUAGAGAGGCAGCCCUGCAUGCCCACCCACCCACAGAGACCCCUGGUGCUGAAAACAGGCGUCCAGUUCACUGUUAAACUCCGGUUCCUGGUGAAGCUGCAGGAGUUUAACUACGAGCUCAAAGUCAAGGCCGUGUUUGAUAAAGAUGUGACGGACAAGAAGGGAUUUCGGAAGUUUAAUAUUUUGGGAACAAACACCAAAGUUAUGAACAUGGAGGAGUCGAACGGCAGCCUGGCAGCAGAGUUCAGACAUUUGCAACUGAAAGAGCAGAAGGUUGCCGGCAACCGAACCAACGAGGGUCCUCUGAUCGUCACUGAGGAGCUUCACUCGCUGAGCUUCGAGUCGGAGCUGCUGCUCAACCAGUCUGGACUCACUAUCAAACUGGAGGCCAUUUCUCUGCCUGUUGUGGUCAUCUCUAACGUCUGUCAGCUGCCCAGUGGCUGGGCCUCCAUCCUCUGGUACAACAUGCUGAACACCGAGCCCAAGAAUCUGAAGUUCUUCCUCACCCCUCCGGCGGCCAAGUGGUCCCAGCUGUCCGAGGUCCUCAGCUGGCAGUUCUCCUCUGUCACCAAGCGAGGCCUGAGCCAGGAGCAGCUCAACAUGCUGGCUGACAAGCUGCUCGGAGCCAAAGCCCAGAGGAACCCGGAGGGGCAAAUCCCCUGGGUCAAGUUCUGCAAGCAGCAGAGUGCCAACGAGAAGGCCUUUCCCUUCUGGUUGUGGAUCGAAGGAAUCCUAGAUCUGAUUAAAAGGCACCUGCUCUCCCUCUGGAACGACGGCUGCAUCCUGGGCUUCAUCAGUAAGGAGAGGGAGAAGGCCCUGCUGAGCGAUAAGUGUCCCGGGACCUUCCUGCUCCGGUUCAGCGAGAGCAGCAGGGAGGGAGCCAUCACCUUCACCUGGAUCGAACACGACGUCCACGACAAGCCGCUUUUCCACUCCGUGGAGCCGUACACAAAGAAGGAACUGUCCGCCGUCUCUCUGCCCGACAUCAUCCGCACCUACAAGGUGAUGGCCGCCGAGAACAUCCCCGAGAACCCGCUCCGCUUCCUCUACCCUAACAUCCCGAAAGACAAAGCCUUCGGGAAGUACUACCCCAAACCCUCAGAGACUGCGGAGCCCAUGGACGUGGAGAACGGUCCAGAGAAGACCGGCUACAUGAAGACGGAGCUCAUAUCUGUCUCAGAAGUGCACCCGUCCAGAUUGCAGGACAACAUGAUGCCGAUGUCCCCCGACGACUACAAGGUCCUGUCCCAGUACGUCAGUCCCAGAGACAUCGACGCUGUGACCAACAAUCUGAUCACUGGAUUUGGACAGUUUGACGUUCAGAUGAGUGCAGAGUUCCCGGACCAGAACUGAAGGCUUUCUUCACUUCGUAGUGUACUUUCUGCCUUCUUUCAUGCUCUGUAGUGGUGAUGGAAAGACCUUGACACUGUCAGAUUAUGGGACCAGGAUAGAGGUCAGUGAAGUAACCACUCCCCUAGUGAAUAUAAUACAAUUACAGAUCUUGAACUUGUUUAUUUUGACAUUUUUCAUCAUCAUCAAAAUAAUCCGGUAGAUCACUGUCAAUGUUAAAAUUGCCCCUCCUCCCCUAGAUUAUUCUUUUAAGACAUAAUCCGUGUACAUUAGGGGUGGGAAAAAUAAUCGAUUCUUAAAUGCAUCGCGAUUCGAUGCCCAAUGUAGAUAAAUUAAUAAUCCAUCUAAAAAAAUAAAAAAUAAAACGGUUGAUUUUUAUUUAAAAGUCACUGUCCCCAGAAAAGUUAAUGGACAGGAUAAUGGACAACAACUUAGAGAAUAGGCACAAAAAAAUGGCCAAAGAAUUAGAUUUUGUAUAUAUACACACAUACAUACACACACGCUCUAAUAAGACAUACAUGCAAUAUUUGGGCUGUUCUAUGAUUUUAUUGUGAAGCGGUUUUUGAUUUUUCUCUGUGAAAAGUGCUAUCCAAAUAAACUUUACUUACUUCUAAGAAGCCGAUUCAAGACAUGACUCAGAUCACUGGGAGAGAAGGUGACUCAGCAUGUUUAAGGCGGAAGCGUAGGAUUAUUACAAAAUAAAAGCCUCAGUGGACACAACGUUUCAUUACAGCGUGUGUGUGACAAAUACUGUAUAUGUCAAAAUCUCCGCUAUGUCUAGCUGCUUUGUCUAAGAAGUGGUCAGCAAUCUGAGCCGCAAACUCAGAUUUAUAUCUAUAUUUUUACAAAUCACACACGGAAAUGUACAUAAAACCAUCGAGAUGCACGGAUACUCGGUUUUCGAAUCUGAACUUUGAGAUUCCCACCCCAGUGUACAUAUCGAUUCCUUUUAUUUUUCUUUAAAUGUGAACGUGCGAGCAGCCAUAACCGUAAAACCGUGGAAUGAAAGAAGGACUCUGCAUGCAAAUAUAAUUUCGUAGCAAAAACUGUGAGCUAAAAGCAUGAUGUAUAUGUGAAUUAUGAACAUUUUAUAUUACACAAAAUGUUAGGUAAAGGAGGUUUCCUCUUGGCUUUUUAUUUUAAGAAACUAUCUUUUGCUUUUGCUUUCCAUGAGUUAUGGAGGCUAAACCCCGAGGAUGAAGUACAUGGAGUAUUUUUCCGUAGCGCUCGUGCAUUUUUGUGUACUUCGGAGCUUUAACCCUCGCGUUGUCUUCCCGUCGAGCGUGCAGCUUUUUCUUUUUCUUGAAACCUUUAUUUCAACAUUUUGGUCAACUUUUUCCAAACCUAAGUUUUUUUUUUUUUUGCCCCCCCCCCCAAGCUUUUGGUUGGGUAAUUUUCGUCCCUUCUUUCAAAAAAAAAAAAAAAGUUUUUUGACUGUUAUAAAAUUGGAUAAAACUUCCAAAUUUAAAGAAAGUAGUGGGGCGAUCAUUUAUCUUACUUGUGUGGAACAAGCUGCAUUGUUUUUGGGAAAUUUGGGGAAAAAAAAUCUUAAAAAUCAUAAAAGUAUGAUAAAGAUUUAUUUUUAUUUUUUUUUCAAAAUGGGUCAAAUUUGACCCGAGGACAACACAAGGGUUAAUGAGCAAACGUCACAUGCUGCUAUGGCAGAUCCAAAAGUACUAAAGUAUCCAAUAAA